This is a messenger RNA of Grus americana (Whooping crane), 895 nucleotides long. RefSeq names its product mitochondrial ribosomal protein L36 (gene MRPL36). Gene Ontology annotation, biological process: ribosome biogenesis; translation. Lineage: Eukaryota; Metazoa; Chordata; Aves; Gruiformes; Gruidae. Gene Ontology annotation, molecular function: structural constituent of ribosome. Gene Ontology annotation, cellular component: mitochondrial large ribosomal subunit; ribosome. The record is from RefSeq and is a predicted model, not a curated record. Bases 131 to 466 code for a protein of 111 amino acids. The transcript has 2 exons.
CUCCGCCCCUCACUGGCCCCCGCGCUCUUCCGCCGGCCGCGGCGCGCGCGCAUGCGCGGGGUUGUCUGAGGGGGGUGAGCAGUGGGCUGUGGUCUGGAGAGGGGAGCAGCGGUGGUGUCGGGCGCGGAGCAUGCUGUCCCUCCUGGCCAGAGUCGCCGCCGGGCCUCUCCGCUCGCUGGGUCGCUCGCCGGGCCGCUCGCCUUUUAGUUCCCUGGCCCCGUGGUGGCCGGCGGCGGCGCUGCCCGCGCUGGUGAGCCGGGCCCAGCCGCUGUGGUGCGGGGCGGCCGCCCCCCGCGGCCUGCUGGCCCUACCGCCGCCGCCCGGGCUGCUGCCGCCGCUCCUUGCGGGGCUGAAGACGAAAACCUCGUUGAAGAGGCGCUGCAAGGACUGCUUCAUCGUCCGGCGGCGGGGCCGGCUGUACGUCUGCUGCAAGACCAACCCCCGGCACAAGCAGCGGAAGCUGUAGCCCCGCGGCCGGCAACCUCUCUCGGCUGGGAGCGCUGGUGCGGGACCCCGGAGGGGAGAGACAACGCGGUGUUCGCCUGUGGGGCCUCGAGUCCUGCUCUCUGCCUCCCGCGCUGCCCGGUGACUUCCGAGAGCUGACGGCCGGGGACACAAAUCGCAAAAUGGAGGAGGCGACGAUGUUUCAUCGUAACGCUAACGUAGAACGAGUUUAAGUUCUUGGCGGCCCUUGCCGUCACGUCAGACCGUGGAUGCCGAGAACUGAAGUGGAAAGCCACAACUUUCAGGGCUUCUCGUCGCCUUAACCUUGAAGCCUUACUUACAGUCACCUCAGUGUUAAGCUACGAAGAGCAAUGCUGAAUCAUCAGGCUCUUGAGUUGCAUUUGUGUUUAAUUAAAGCAAGAUGAAAAUAAACACUGCUGAUUGUGCAUUA